AUGCCCGUGCCCAUGUCCAAGCUCACCAUGGCGGAGCUGAGGGCGGAGGCCGAGGCGCGCGGCUUGCACGAGGGGGUGGCCCCCUUUGACAUUGACGGCGCCAAGAGGGGGCAGCUCGUGACGGCGCUCAAGGCCGCGCGCGCGGCGCUGCCCUUCUCGCUGCAGAGCCGCAUCAAGGCGCUGGAGGCGGCGCGCAAGAAGGCGCUGGCGCGCGCCAAGGGCGGCAGCUCCCGGCCCAGCAUGAGGGGGCUGAAGACCAUCCGGGUUGAGGCCAAUGCUACCGAGAUGAGCGCCGCCAUCGCCGAGUCGGAGAAGGCGCAUGCGGAGGCGGCCAAGGCGCGCGCGGAGAUGGUCAAGGUGCGCAAAGAGGCGGCCGCGGCGCGGGACGCGGCGUCGCGCACCUGCGCGGUGGAGACGGCCAUGCGCCGCAUCACAAGCGAGAACAAUGAACUACAGAAGAUCAACGACAAGCUGAGGGAGACUGUUGACUGGGAGCGGCAGCGCGCAGAGCGCAAGAACGCCAGCGGGGCGGAGGCGGCGCGCGGUGGCUCUGGCCGCAACAUGGAUGACCCCUCAAGCCUGCGCGGCCUCAUCUCAAGGCUGCAGGAGGCGGUCAGCGUGAGGGACGAGAAGCUGGCCGAGGCGGAGGCGGAGCUGGCCAAGGCGGCCGCGGCCGCGAAGGCCGCGCAGGAGGCGGCGAAGGCGCCGGCCAACGCCGCCAACCGCAUCAGUAACCUAGAGCGCAAGCUCAAGACCGCCAAGGACGAGAACGAGACCCUCGUGCAGCAGCACGCAUCGGACCUCAACGGCAAGACCCAGGCGCUGGAGCGCCUGCAGGCGAAGUUCAACGCCCACAAGCUGUGCGCGGAGAAAGAGAUAGACAACAUGAACAUCAAGCUCAAGGCUGCCAUGGCCGGCCAGUCGGCCGCUGACCGGCGGCGCCAGGAGGAGCGCGCCGCGAAGGCUGUGGUGCCGUCGCUAGAGGACCUGCAGUCGCGCGAGAUAGUCAAGAAGGUCGUAAUGUAUACCGCUGAGAAGCUUCUGAAAGCGGACCACGGGAGCGGCGCCGUCCGCGCGGCGCUGCAAUCGGUGCUGCCGCCGGCGAGGCAGGAGGAGCUGGCCAUCCUGGCCAGCGGCGGCUUUGGCGGCGCGGAGGGCGCGCGCGACGGCGACGGCGGCGCGCGCGACGCGGCGCCGGGCGCGGGCUGCGCCAACGCGGCGCUGCUGGACGCAUUUGGCGAUGAGGUGGCGGGCGGCGCGGCGGGUGUUGCCGCCGCGGCCAGCCCCAAGAAGCUCAGGCGCCCGUGA
Messenger RNA from Monoraphidium neglectum, 1308 nucleotides. RefSeq lists its product as hypothetical. Lineage: Eukaryota; Viridiplantae; Chlorophyta; Chlorophyceae; Sphaeropleales; Selenastraceae. The transcript is spliced from 10 exons. The record is from RefSeq and is a predicted model, not a curated record. The coding region runs from base 1 to 1308 and encodes 435 amino acids.